Glarea lozoyensis ATCC 20868 is the source of this 1551-nucleotide messenger RNA. Its product is annotated as Thioredoxin-like protein. The transcript is spliced from 2 exons. Gene Ontology annotation, biological process: response to endoplasmic reticulum stress. The coding region runs from base 1 to 1551 and encodes 516 amino acids. The record is from RefSeq and is a predicted model, not a curated record. NCBI's taxonomy places the organism in Eukaryota, Fungi, Ascomycota, Leotiomycetes, Helotiales, Helotiaceae. Gene Ontology annotation, cellular component: endoplasmic reticulum lumen. Gene Ontology annotation, molecular function: protein disulfide isomerase activity; protein-disulfide reductase activity.
AUGGUUAACGCCGCCGCCAUUGUCGCUGCAGCUGCACUGCUCGGGGCGGUACCGGUUAGUGCAGGAUUGUACAGCAAGAAUUCCCCAGUCUUACAGCUGGAUGGGAAAUCGUAUGAUCGAUUGAUCGCGCAGUCAAACUACACCUCGAUCGUCGAGUUCUAUGCACCAUGGUGCGGCCACUGCAAGAACCUCCAACCAGCCUACGAAAAGGCGGCCAAGAGUCUCGCGGGUCUUGCCAAAGUUGGAGCUGUCGAUUGCGAUGAAGAAUCGAACAAACCAUUCUGCGGAAGUUUUGGAGUACAAGGAUUCCCAACGCUCAAGAUUGUCAAGCCAGGAAAGACACCAGGGAAGCCCAUCGUCGAGGAUUACAAUGGACCCAGAACUGCGAAAGGAAUCGUGGAUGCGUUGGUGGAUAAGAUCCCAAAUUAUGUCAAGAAGGUCGAGGAUAAGACACUGGAGAAAUGGCUGGCCGAUUCGAAAGAUACUCCCAAGGCGAUCCUGUUCACCGAUAAAGGAAAGACGAGUGCAUUGAUGAAAUCAAUUGCCAUUGAGUUCAAGGGUGCCAUUGAGGUGGCACAAAUCAGAAACACGGACAAGGAAAAGGCCUCGAAAGAGUUGUUUGGUAUAACUGAAUUCCCAACUCUCCUGCUCCUCCCUGGUGGAAAGGAAGCAAAGGAGGGCAUUAUCUACGACGGUGAGCUCAAGAAGGAACCAAUGGUUAAAUUCCUGUCACAAGCUGCUUCACCAAACCCAGAUCCAGCACCACCCAAGGUCAAGGUUUCCAAAUCCAAAGAAAAGAAGAAGGACGAGAAGAAAAAGGAGGAGAAGAAAGCAUCCAAAGACAAGGAAGAAUUCGAAUCUGCCUCUUCGUCCCACGCGUCGCAAGAUGGACAAACUGCUGGAGCAACUGCAACGGAAGAAGUUCUCGAGGAGGCUCCCACAGAAUCACCCCAACCAGAAGUGGAUACUCAAAAGCCAAUCGUUCUUCCAGAUCCCGCUCCUCUCAUAUCAACAAUCGAAACAGAGGCCGAAUUAGCAACAGAAUGUCUUGGCGAGAGAACUGGAACCUGCAUUCUCGUACUUCUUCCCGAAACAUCAGACGAGAUAUCUCAAAAGGCCAUCACUUCACUUUCCGAGCUUGCCCAUAAGUACAAGCAACGUCAGCGAAGCAUCUUCCCAUUUUACGGAGUAUCUUCAGCAAACCCUUCAUCAAAGAACCUCAAGGCAUCUCUCAAGCUAGGCGAUACCACUCAAAUCAUCGCUGUCAAUGGUCGUCGUGGAUGGUGGCGACAGGCUUCUGAGACACUAUCUGAGCAAGAUGUCACCGAAGAGUCUAUCGAAAACUUUGUCGACGCUAUUCGUCUCGGCGAGGGCAGCAAGAAGAAGAUCCCAGCUGGUAUGAUUCCAGAGACACCAGAAGAGCCUUCCGAAACCGAGGAGGCUGACGUUACUGUUACGCUCGAGAAGCCUGCGGUUACGGAGACUAUUCUCGUUGAGGAGGUUAAGGAAGAAGCAGUUGAAGAAAAGGCGGAUGUUCAUGAUGAACUCUGA